Molecule: messenger RNA, 474 nt
Organism: Aureobasidium subglaciale EXF-2481
Lineage: Eukaryota; Fungi; Ascomycota; Dothideomycetes; Dothideales; Saccotheciaceae
Exons: 1
Coding region: 1-474 (157 amino acids)
Cellular component (GO): intracellular membrane-bounded organelle; membrane
Molecular function (GO): heme binding
Source: RefSeq, a predicted model, not a curated record
AUGGGUUGGCUUCAGCUCAAACGCAAGGCCACCGUGCUUCCUCUUCACACCGUUGCUACCACAGAGGAAAAUUGCCAUCCUGCUCAUAUCGAGUGCGUCGUCAUCAGCACUGCGCAAACACUACAGUAUCCACUUCUCCCAGAGGAUGUCCCAGACACCGAGCUACCUUAUAUCCCUGCAACUACGGUGUUAGACAGGACUUUGAGAAACGGCAGACUUUGGAUCGUGGUUGACGACAUCAUCUAUGACUGCACAGAUUUUGUCUUCGAACAUCCUGGUGGUAGCACAGUCAUAAAGAGUUUUGAGGGCAAGGAUUGCACAUGGCAGUUUUGGCGAUUUCACACUCGAGAGCACAUGAGAGACUACGGUAGAGCCCUGCGCGUUGGCAGGACCAAAGGCGUCAAAAAUCCAUACAAGGAGCCACCACGAUACGUAGGUCUUAGGAAGAUGGGUUUCGCAGACGAUGAUUGGUGA